This is a messenger RNA of Acanthosepion pharaonis, 669 nucleotides long. The record is from the annotation of a GenBank genome assembly. Lineage: Eukaryota; Metazoa; Mollusca; Cephalopoda; Sepiida; Sepiidae.
AUGAUAUCUGUGUCCAGUUUCAUUAUCUAUCUACCUAAUGUCAGUCUGUUCAUUAUCUAUCUACCUAAUGUCAGUCUGUUCAUUAUCUAUCUACCUAAUGUCAGUCUGUUCAUUAUCUAUCUACCUAAUGUCAGUCUGUUCAUUAUCUAUCUACCUAAUGUCAGUCUGUUCAUUAUCUAUCUACCUAAUGUCAGUCUGUUCAUUAUCUAUCUACCUAAUGUCAUCUGUUCAUUAUCUAUCUACCUAAUGUCAGUCUGUUCAUUAUCUAUCUACCUAAUGUCAGUCUGUUCAUUAUCUAUCUACCUAAUGUCAGUCUGUUCAUUAUCUAUCUACCUAAUGUCAGUCUGUUCAUUAUCUAUCUACCUAAUGUCAGUCUGUUGUUCAUUAUCUAUCUACCUAAUGUCAGUCUGUUCAUUAUCUAUCUACCUAAUGUCAGUCUGUUCAUUAUCUAUCUACCUAAUGUCAGUCUGUUCAUUAUCUAUCUACCUAAUGUCAGUCUGUUCAUUAUCUAUCAUACCUAAUGUCAGUCUGUUCAUUAUCUAUCUACCUAAUGUCCCAGUCUGUUCAUUAUCUAUCUACCUAAUGUCAGUCUGUUCAUUAUCUAUCUACCUAAUGUCAGUCUGUUCAUUAUCUAUCUACCUAAUCUCUGUUCAUUAUCUAUCUACCUAA